Molecule: messenger RNA, 949 nt
Organism: Apis dorsata (giant honeybee)
Lineage: Eukaryota; Metazoa; Arthropoda; Insecta; Hymenoptera; Apidae
Exons: 3
Coding region: 400-933 (177 amino acids)
Source: RefSeq, a predicted model, not a curated record
AAAUACAUUCAUUACGUUUAUUACAUUAUUAUAUUAUCAUUUAUUUAUCUAGUACUAGUAAAAAAAAGUAGUAAAUAUAAAUUUAUAAAAUAGAUUUUUUAAUUAUAUUUUAAGGUGAGAAAAAUUUAACACAGCAAUAAUAUAUAUUAAAUUAUAAAAUGAAUUAUAUUUUUGUAUCCUUGAAUAUAAAAUGAAAGUUGACGUUAUAGCGAAGUUUUGUUACCCAUGAUUAAGGUUAUAGUGAACUAAAACUUAACCUCAUAAUGAAAAAUUUUGUGUGAUUUUUAUAAUUUAUAAAAAAUAAUUUUUGUAAUUUUUUAAAAUUACUCUUUAAUAAAUAAUGUAAGUCAGAACUUAUUUGAUGUUCUUAAGAAAAAUCUUUCAUAAAAUCAAUUAAAAAUGUUGCAAUUUAAUGGAACAGUUUAUACUAUUGCAACUAGACUUACUUCUCGAUUUUUGUGGCGAUUAAAUGCAACAUUGACUACAAAUACAACUACAGUAGCUUCUGAAUCUAAAGUUAACAUUAAGCUUAAUAAUGAUCAAAUAAAAGAGAUAAGAUCAAAGAGACAAGUUACAAUGAAUAAUAUACAAUAUAUGGAAUUUAAUGAAUUAAAAAUAAAAUUAUGCAAAAAUUUAAAUAUAAAACCUGAAAUUGUUACUAAAAUUGAACAAACACAAAAUAUAAAUGAACUAUUUGAAAUUAUGAAAACAUCUUUAAUGUCUCAAGAUGAUAUUUUGAAUGUUCUUAAAACUAUUACAAUAUGGGCAACUAAAAAUAAUAAAAAUAAUUUAAAUUCUAUAUAUAAACAAAAUUUAAUAGAAACACAAGAAGAAAUUAAUGAAAUAAAAGAUUUGAAUAUUAACUCUGAAAACAAUGAUAUGUCAGCUUAUAAUGACUUAUCAACAUCUCAAAUGAUUAUGGUAAAAAGCUGAAAUAAUAUAUUUUAAU